This is a messenger RNA of Microplitis mediator, 583 nucleotides long. Its product is annotated as ejaculatory bulb-specific protein 3-like. The transcript has 3 exons. The record is from RefSeq and is a predicted model, not a curated record. Lineage: Eukaryota; Metazoa; Arthropoda; Insecta; Hymenoptera; Braconidae. The coding region runs from base 70 to 492 and encodes 140 amino acids.
AUGGGAUGUAAUUAGUCGGUUGGUAUAAAUGCGGUUGUGAAGCUCGGGAUCGGUUUACUUGGUUGCGAAAUGCACGACAAGUUGUUUAGUUGUUGUCGUGCGCUGAUGCACAUCUCGGUUGUAUUACUGUUAGUUAUUCUCAGUGCAUCGCAAUGCUAUCAGCGGCCUCCGUCAAACGGUUAUAUGACGCGGUGGGACAAAAUUAAUCUAGACGAAAUUUUCGAGAAUAAAAAAUUGCUGCACCAUUACUUCAACUGUCUUAUGAACAAGGGACCGUGUCCACCCGAUGGUCGCGAGUUGAGACGAGCAUUACCGGAAGCGCUGGAGACAGAGUGUGCGAAGUGCUCGAAAAGUCAGAGAGACGGUGCGAUUAAAAUAAUUAAAUACUUGAGGGAAUAUAAAACAAAGGAAUUUGAAAUACUUGCCAAGAAGUAUGAUCCUGAUGGAAUAUAUCGUCGUAAAUAUUUUAAUUCAGAUGAAAAUUUUACGUAAUUUUAAUUUAAAAAUAUAAAAUUAUUUGUAACCGAUUAUUUAUUUUGUUAAAACAAAUCUAAAUAUAUAAAUAUAUAUUUUUUUUAUAUUA